This is a messenger RNA of Culex quinquefasciatus (southern house mosquito), 3168 nucleotides long. RefSeq names its product putative cell agglutination protein pfl5. Bases 1 to 3138 code for a protein of 1045 amino acids. Lineage: Eukaryota; Metazoa; Arthropoda; Insecta; Diptera; Culicidae. The transcript is spliced from 16 exons. The record is from RefSeq and is a predicted model, not a curated record.
AUGAAGAUUCUCGGGAACAGCAUGAAACGGAUGAAGAAUUUUAUAAGGCCGAAGCGGGAAACGGUCAAGAGUGUGGAAAACUAUCUGAAACCUAGUCUGAGACUGUACCGGAGAGAGAACCACUGUGACCUGCUGAAGCGGGCUCGGAAUGGAUUGAACGUGGUCGUGGUGGAGAAGAAUGCGACCUACCAGGAAGCAUCCACUUGUCGGUCGGUUGGUAGUUCGAGUGUUUACUUAUGUAAACAAACAGUUGAAAGUGCGUUUGAAAUAGUGAUUGAAGAUCUCGAGUACACGGAAGAUUCGUUUUUCGUUAUAACGAAAGAUCAACUCGAAGAAGAUCUUCGAAACGCAGCUUUCGAGUGUGACGUGGAGGAGCUGUUCCAGCGGAUUAUCAGUUGGAGGAAGGCGAAGGGAGCAGAUCUUUUCACCUUUGAGGCUAUCGAUUUUUACGACGAUUCCGAACAAGACGAUUUUUUUGCGACCGGAAACACAUCAAGUUUUCCAGAUGAAAACGACCAAACCACAGCAUCAGCGGUUGAAGCCGUAACUCACGGCAGUACGAACAUCACGAUCCCGAACACCAUUUCCCAGGUCGAGCCGAGCGUGCCCGCUUCUGGUGGUCUCAACAAGAUCACAUCCGCCGUCCAGCCGAGAGAAUCCGCUCCAGGAGGAUUGCAUCAAACCGCAGCAUCGAGCGUGACCGCCGCUGGAGGUGUGACUAGCUUUAUCUCUGCGCCAGCGUUUCGACCCGGAGCUGACAUCAGUACAAACACUCCGUUCAUCGUUCACGAGAUUCAGCCGAGUGUUAUCGCUUCUGGAGGUCUCAACCAGACCGCAUCAUCGACCGUGUCCGCUGCUGGAGGUCUUAAUCAGACCAUAUCAUCGAGCGUGACCACCGCUGGAGGUGUGACUAGCUACAUCUCCGCGCCAGCGUUUCAACCCGGAGCUGACAUCAGUACAAACACUCCGUUCAUCGUUCACGAGAUUCAGCCGAGUGUUAUCGCUUCUGGAGGUCUCAACCAGACCGCAUCAUCGAGCAUUUCCACCGUCCAGCCGAGCGAAUCCGCUUCAGGGGAAUUGCAUCAAUCUGCAUCAUCGACCGUGUCCGGAGGUGUAACUAGCUUCAUCUCUGCGCCAGCGUUUCGCCCUGGAACCCACGGCAGUACGAACCACACGAUCCCGAACGCUAUUUCCCAGGUCGAGCCGAGAGUGUCCGCUUCUGGCGGUCUCAACAAGAUCACAUCCGCCGACCAGCCGAGCGUAUCCGCUCCAGAAGGAUUGCAUCAAACCGCAACAUCGACCGUGUCCGCUGCUGGAGGUCUUAACCAGACCAUAUCAUCGAGCGUGACCACCGCUGGAGGUGUGACUAGCUACAUCUCCGCGCCAGCGUUUCAACCCGGAGCUGACAUCAGUACAAACACUCCGUUCAUUGUUCACGAGAUUCAGCCGAGUGUUAUCGCUUCUGGAGGUCUCAACCAGACCGCAUCAUCGAGCAUUUCCACCGUCCAGCCGAGCGAAUCCGCUUCAGGGGAAUUGCAUCAAUCUGCAUCAUCGACCGUGUCCGGAGGUGUAACUAGCUUCAUCUCUGCGCCAGCGUUUCGCCCUGGAACCCACGGCAGUACGAACCACACGAUCCCGAACGCUAUUUCCCAGGUCGAGCCGAGAGUGUCCGCUUCUGGCGGUCUCAACAAGAUCACAUCCGCCGACCAGCCGAGCGUGUCCGCUCCAGAAGGAUUGCAUCAAACCGCAUCAUCGAGCGUGACCGCCGCUGGAGGUGUAACUAGCUUCAUCUCUGCGCCAGCGUUUCGACCCGAAACCCACGGUAGUACGAACAUCACGAUCCCGAACGCCGUUUUCAAGGUCGAGCCGAGCGUGCCCGCCUCUGGAGGUCUCAACCAGACCGCAUCAUCAACCGUGACCGCCGCUGGAGGUGUGACUAGCUAUAUCUCCGCGCCAGCGUUUCAACCCGGUGCUCACAUCAGUACAAAUACUCCGUUCAUCGUUCACGAGAUUCAGCCGAGUUGCACCGUCCAGCCGAGCGAAUUCGCUUCAGGGGGAUUGCAUCAAUCCGCAUCAUCGACCGUGCCCGCUUCUGGAGGUGUAACUAGCUUCAUCUCUGCGCCAGCGUUUCGCCCUGGAACCCACGGCAGUACGAACCACACGAUCCCGAACACCAUUUCCCAGGUCGAGCCGAGCGUGCCCGCUUCUGGUGGUCUCAACAAGAUCACAUCCGCCGUCCAGCCGAGCGUGUCCGCUCCAGAAGGAUUGCAUCAAACCGCAUCAUCGAGCGUGACCGCCGCUGGAGGUGUGACUAGCUAUAUCUCCGCGCCAGCGUUUCAACCCGGAACCCAUAGCAGUACGAACAUCCCGUUCGCUAUUUACGAGGUCCAGCCGAGAGUGUCCACUUCUGGAGGUGUAACUAGCUUCAUCUCUGCACCAGCGUUUCAACCCGGAAACCACGGCAACACGAACAUUCCUUUCACCGUUUUCGAGGUCCAGCCAAGCGUGUCCGGUUCCGGUGCUUUGUUCGGUCCUAGUGCUUUAGAGGAACUGCUGAAACAGACCGAAACGGGGAAGCAGUUGAUAAAACGGGCCGCGAGAGCUCCAUUUACCAAAGAAAGCCAACGGGAAUUGGUAGACAUAAUAGCAGAACAUCACAACAGCCAAGGAUCGAAGGCAACGGAGGAAAAUUUGGAGCAGUACGCCUCGGCAGUAGCUCUUUUAUUUGAUAAGGAAGAAAAGGAUAUCUACUACACCAAGAGAGGUGGCGGGAAGCGGAACCCAGGGGGUAAAAUUUACAACAGAAUACACAAUCAGAAGCAGGCUAAAAAGAGGCGGGACAACUUAGAGGAAGCUCACGUGUCUCAAGAGAACCAAGCACCCGAAGGAGAUCCAGUAUGCCAAGAGGCCAUCGAAUGGCUCCGGCUCAACGUUAAUCCAUGGUCCGUUACCCUAGACAAAUGGAAAUCUUCGUUUGGUUAUCGGCGCAAAAGCUUGCAAGAUCCAAAGUGUGCACGAGAAUGUGUCGACCAAUUUCGACACUAUUCGGAGCAAUAUGGUUAUCAGUUGGUGGGUACCGUUUGUCUGAACGAUUCAUGUGACCACCACUACACACUCAAUCGCGAGUACCGUAGGUAGAAAGUCAUGAGGCAGGAUAGGGAUGCGUUU